AUGUCCUCAAACCUACGCAACCGCCGCGCCCAGGCCGAAGACACAACAACAUCUCCCCGAGUCGUCGAAGUCGACACAGACGAAGAAGUCGAAAUAACACGUACAACCGAACAACAACGCACACGCAACCGGCUAGAACGAGAAUACAAAAAGAGCAACAAGAAAUAUGUCGUGAAAGAUGAUGCUGAUGACGAUGACGAGAGUUUCCAUAUUUCUGUUCUUGAUAUUUUACGCGUGAUUGUCACGUUUAUAGUUUUGUCGGUUGCGUUGAGUUAUUAUGUUACAGCGGGGGAGAGUUAUAUCUGGGGAUUUGAGAAGCAAAGACCUUGGUGGAUGAGAUAUAACGGCAUUAAGCAGUUUCUGCAAGGACCGAUAAACCUCACGCCAUCCCAACUCGCUCUCUACGACGGCUCCGACCCUUCUCUACCCAUCUACCUCGCUCUAAACGGCACAAUAAUCGACGUCUCCGCGAACCCGCGCAUCUACGGCCCCGGCGGCGGAUAUCACUUCUUCGUCGGCACCGAUGCUACACGCGCAUUUGUAACGGGCUGUUUCAAGGAAGAUUUAACGGGUGACAUGACCGGUGUCGAGGAGCUGUAUAUCCCCAUUGAGGAUGCGGAUGAUUCGCAUCGUGAGAAGUCAUUGACGCCCGGGGAGAAGAAGAGAAGACAUGAGAGGGAGGUUCAGGAGGCGAGGGAGAAAGUGGCGGCGCAGGUUGAUCAUUGGGUAAAGUUCUAUUCGAAUCAUAACAAGUAUUUUGCGGUUGGGAAGGUUGUGCCUGAGAAGGACCAGGAGGAAGUUAGGGAGAAGAAGGAGUGGAAGUUGUGUGAGAGUGCGCAGCAGAAUAGGCCGAAGAGGAGUGAGUUGAACAAACAGUUAUAA
Molecule: messenger RNA, 882 nt
Organism: Talaromyces stipitatus ATCC 10500
Lineage: Eukaryota; Fungi; Ascomycota; Eurotiomycetes; Eurotiales; Trichocomaceae
Product: heme/steroid binding domain protein, putative
Exons: 2
Coding region: 1-882 (293 amino acids)
Cellular component (GO): endomembrane system; membrane
Source: RefSeq, a predicted model, not a curated record